Oppiella nova is the source of this 471-nucleotide messenger RNA. NCBI's taxonomy places the organism in Eukaryota, Metazoa, Arthropoda, Arachnida, Sarcoptiformes, Oppiidae. The record is from the annotation of a GenBank genome assembly.
AUGAGACCCAAUUCGCACGACAGGCAACAGUCUUUGGCUGACUCGUUGGCCACUUGCGUGACAAUAGCCGUGUGUAUGGCCGAGCAGUUGGUACGGCUUUUGGCGAACGCCUUGCCCUCCUCGCAGUUCCUCUGCCGGUGCUCUUUCACGCAGCAGAUCUCGACCACGAGCUCGCAUUGGCGCCGGUAUUCCGAGUUUGUCAUCAGCCGGUCGAAGGAUGUGUUGUGGAAACGGCAGCCGCCGGUCGGCAAUUGUUUGGCUCGAGUGGUGCCCAAAUCGCAGCACUUCUCCAACGCAAAACCCGUAGCGACGAGCGAUUUGCGUAAAACCAUCCGAUGUUAUAGUCCGACAAAACCCGAGGCUAUGCCUCAGGAUGUGUACGACAAGUACAAGAUCUCGAGUCGAUAUCUCAAUGAUCAGGACAGACGCGACUUCUGGCAAAAGUUUGCCAAUUGGUGGCAAAAUGUCUUC